Molecule: messenger RNA, 900 nt
Organism: Aspergillus piperis CBS 112811
Lineage: Eukaryota; Fungi; Ascomycota; Eurotiomycetes; Eurotiales; Aspergillaceae
Exons: 2
Coding region: 116-430 (104 amino acids)
Source: RefSeq, a predicted model, not a curated record
UGUCUCCUUAAGCCCUCAAAAUUCAACACCGCGCAGCAUCUAUUUUGAUCCAAUCUCGACAUUUCUCUACUCAACUCGACCCGGAAACCCGAACACAUCCAUCUAAUCAUCCAUCAUGAAGCUGACCUCUACUGUCACCGCCAGCUUGCUCGUCUUCGCCAAUGCCGCAAGCGCUGGCCAAUGUGUAGCUGGCUUGAAUUACUGCGGAAGUACUUUGGUCGAUGGCGGAUACCAUGACAUUAUACAACAAACUCUCCGAAACUCUGGUGAAAUCGUUCUUUCGAACUCGCCGGGCGUCUGGUGGGGCACUUACUGGAAAUGCAAUCCUGGCGGCUCAAUCACCUAUCUCGGAGGUUGUGCCGGUGGUUGUAUCGAUGCCGGAGCUGGCAAAAGUGACAUCUGCAACCAUGACGCGUCCGAUUGGCUAUAAAUUGCAUCUAGUGAAGGGCACUGCUUUGCUUGGACCUAGUGAGGUCGAAACAUGCCGUUUUACAUCUAAGCCAGCUCUCAAUACAAUGGCUCGUCGAUGUCCUGUUUAUAAAUCAAGCAUUCGUGGCUUGGUUUCAAUCAGCCCUUGGCAGAUAAUAGACCACAUGGGAGCUAAACAAAGGAGAACUCGCGCGCUCGUAUAAGUAAGGGCGAGCUUUGGAGACCCUGACCUUGAUCAAUUUCUCGUCAUCCUGGAUACCGUCUUGCAGUCGUUAGGUCGCACCAAGCCAUCAGAAAAGGACCUGAUUCCAACGCUAUAAAUUCUAUUGAACCCCUGUCAUAACACCAUUAUUUAGGUACGUAAAUGUGUCACAUUCCUGUAUAGAUCUCAUCCAUAUCACCUGAAUUAGGCCGUCUUUGUAUCUAAUUAGAUGUUGCUUUUCCUCUAAUAUAAAAAGAUCAUUCACAAAC